CUUCGCCCUGCGGCUGCCUCGCCCCUGCCGCUCGGCGACUCUCGUGUGGCUGGUGUCAGCGCGCGGCGCGGGCCGCUCCGCCCUGCGGACGGGUCUGUUGGUCUACAUGUUGCUGAAUGGACUAUUCCCAAGAGCAGAGAGUCUGCCCUGAGGGCUAGCAAUCCAUGAACCGUGCAAAUAUAGUGCUAUCGAACAACAGAUAUACAACACCAUACAUAUAGACUUCUGCUUCUGACACCGUCACAGAACCCUGAAUACCUAUCUUGUGUCAUGGCUGUAUAGAAGACAUCCAGCUGAUAUUAUUAAUGGACUCCAGUGAACAUCCUUUUGGAGUCCACUGACUUUUAUAUCAGGGAUGCGUGCUCUCGUGGACAACAUGAAAGGGUAGUGCUGAAGGUUUUACAUUGACAACAAAUUUUUUGUUACUACUGCAGGCUGGUGAUCUAACCUGGAAAAUAGUUAGUUUAGUUUUUGGCUCAAUUUAACUUCCAGAUAACUGCCUUUUUUAAUUCAGUGGCCCUAUAGAAACCCCUCGAUUUUAGAUUUUUAAUGACAGUGUUGUCUUAAUUAGACAAUUAGAAUGAGUAAAAGCAAAUUGGUUAAACAUGGUCAACAGAGAAAAAUUUUCCAGAAGGAAACCAUUCUGUUUUAUUCAGCUAUUUUUUUUUAAUGCACCUUAUAUAGGACACCUGCCCUUUUGCAGCUUCAUAAUUCAUAUCUAGAUGUCACCAGUGUUUCCCAUGUUAACAGUUCUCAGCAUGUUUUACUAUAUUUGCCUUCGGCGCCGAGCCAGGACAGCUACAAGGGGAGAAAUGAUCAACAGCCGGAGAGCUAUUGAAUCAAACAGCCGAGCCUUACCUAUCAAUGUUGAAGUAGUCCAGUAUGCCAAAGAAGUGUUGGAUUUCAGUUCUCAUUACGGUAGUGAAAACAGCAUGUCCUACACCAUGUGGAAUUUGGCAGGUAUUCCAAAUGUGUACCCCAGUUCUGGUGACUUCACUCAGACUGCUGUGUUUCGAACUUAUGGAACUUGGUGGGAUCAGUGUCCUAGUGCCCAGUUGCCAUUCAAGAGGACUCCACCUAACUUCUAUAGCCAGGACUACGUAGAGCUUGCUUUUGAGGAGCCAGUUUAUCCCACAGCAGUGCAUGUUCUGGAAACAUAUCACCCUGGGGCUGUAAUUAGGAUUUUGGCUUCUUCUGCAAAUCCCUAUUCCCAAAAUACACCAGCUGAAGUAAGGUGGGAAAUCCUUUGGUCAGAAGCACCUACCAAGGUGAAUUCUCCUCAGGCUCGCCAGUUCACACCUUGUAUUAAACAGAUUGACUUUCCCACAAAUCUAAUCCGAUUGGAAGUAAAUAGUUCGCUUCAGGACUAUUACACUGAAUUAGAUGCAGUAGUACUACAUGGUGUGAAAGAGAGACCUGUACUUUCACUUAAGACAUCGAUGAUAGAUAUGAAUGAUUUGGAUGAAGAUGAUGAUGAAGAAAAGAAUGGCUGUGAAAUGGAUAGUCUUAAUAAACAGUUCAGUGUUACAGCCCUCAGGGAAUGGACAACUAAUGGGUAUUUUGAUAAACUGCCUUAUGAGCUCAUUCAGUUGAUUUUGAGUCACCUUACAGUACCAGACCUGUGUAGACUAGCACAGACUUGUAAGCUACUAUAUCAGCAUUGCUGUGAUCCUCUACAAUACAUUCACCUCAGUUUACAACCCUACUGGGCAAGGAUAAAUGACACAUCUCUGGAAUAUCUACUGUCUCGCUGCACUCUGGUCCAAUGGCUGAAUUUAUCUUGGACAGGAAACAGGGGAGCCAUAUCUGUUUCUGGAUUUAGCAGGUUCCUGAAAGUUUGUGGCACUGAACUAGUGCGCCUUGAGUUGGCUUGCGGCCAUUUCCUCAAUGAGACUUGCUUGGAGGUCAUUGCUGAGAUGUGUCCAAACCUUCAGGAAUUAAAUCUCUCCUCCUGUGAUAAGCUACCACCUCAGGCUUUCAACCACAUUGCCAAAAUGUGCAGUCUUAAGCGUCUCGUCCUUUAUCGAACAAAAGUAGAGCAAACAGCACUGCUCAGCAUUCUGAACUUCUGUUCAGAGCUUCAGCACCUCAGCCUUGGUAGCUGUGUCAUGAUUGAAGACUAUGACCUGAUAGCGAGUAUGAUGGGAGCAAAGUGCAAAAAACUGCGUACUCUGGAUUUGUGGAGAUGUAAAAACAUUACUGAAAAUGGAAUAGCAGAACUGGCUUCAGGAUGUCAGCUCUUGGAGGAGCUUGAUCUUGGCUGGUGCCCUACGCUACAAAGCAGUACUGGCUGCUUCACAAGCCUUGCGCGUAAGCUCCCAAACUUGCAAAAGCUCUUUCUUACAGCCAACAGGUCUGUGUGUGACACGGACAUUGAAGAACUUGCCGCUAACUGUAGUCAUCUUCGGCAGUUGGACAUACUGGGGACAAGGAUGGUAAGCCCUGCAUCUUUAAGAAAAUUACUGGAGUCUUGUAAAGAUCUUUCUUUACUUGAUGUGUCCUUCUGUUCACAAAUUGAUAAUAGAGUUGUCCUAGAACUGAAUGCCAGCUUUCCUAAUGUGUUCAUAAAAAAGAGUUUCACUCAGUGACUCACUAUGUGUGCUGCUAUGGAAUUCAUUUGACAGUGUUGUAAUGACAAAUUCACAGGAAACAUUUUUCUUCAAAAAAGAAAUUAAAAUCUUCCGUAAAAUAGAGGGGAAGUGUUAACAAUAUUCAUGAAAUGAGUACAUAUUAUGUAUUUGGUGCAGAGCUCUUAUUCUCCUGUACCUUGUUUUCCCUUUGUUAAUUGAUGGCACUGCAUGUGUAUAAAUGGCCACAUAUGUGGCCUGAACUAGAGAAGAUGAAGAAAACAUAUUCUUGAUGCCCUUUUAAAGAAAAUUUUGUACAAUAAGAUACAUUAAAAUCCAGGUGAAAGUGAAGUUUUAACAUUUAGCAAUAGAGAAAUGAUGUGAGUUUCUCUGUCUUGUAGGCUGUAGUGUUUUAGUUUUGGCCUGUGGCAUAAGACUUUGUGAUCUGGCCUGUAAUGUGCUGUUUGAAAAAUUGUUUAAGCUAAUGUAAGAUCAGACUAGACUAAAGAGCCACUUUUUUCUCUCCUUUUGUUGACAGUGAUUGGUAUCUAUUUUAAAACUCUGAUGUGUCUGCUAAGAGUUUUUUUUCCUCUUCAAAUGGAUGAAAUGCGGCAAUGUUUUACAGUCCAGCUUAAUUGACACAACAGAAAAAUACAAAAACCCACCAUAUGACUUUAUAGCAGAAACUAAAAAGAAAGAAAAUUACCUGCUUCCUCCUGUACUGGAUAUAAAAUUUGUGUCAGAUACUUAUUGUCAUAACUGAUAAUACAUAGAAAACCCAAAAGCAAUUUUCUUUUCAAAUUUCUGUUAUGUCAAGGUGUGUUGAUUUGUGGUACAUCUGCCUUUCUUAUGAAGUACAAUAAUAGCAUUACUCAGGAUAAUGUAUUAGAAACUUUUACUUAGUUGGAUAUAUACCUACUAUUAAGUUUAAAAACAAAUAUUUGGUGUUCAGUAAAAUCAUGAUGAAAAUGUGGAGUUUGUAAACCAAAGGCAAUGUGAUUUGGCUAUGUACUAAUUUAUUCAGAGAUGGGUGGUUGUUUUUUCACCAAAAGAGACAAUAUCUUUGAUAAUCUGAACUCUCUUAGCUGCUGUUAAGUCUUUGGAGGAGAGAGAUGAUGAUGAUAGUGGAUUAAUGGUUUUCUUGUACUUUUUGCACUUCUCUGAAUGAGACAUUCUUUCCUCUGUGAUGGCACCAGUGCUAUUGUGAAUUGGUAUUUACAGCAUGUACUCGUAUUUGCAUAACUCCUGUCUCUUUAGACACUACUAGUGAACACAGACCCCCAGACAUGAUCUCUCAUCUGGGAUCAGCUCCAUUAUUGCCACCUUUAUAGCAGAUGCUGUAAAAUGUUUCUUCCAGUCCAUUGGGAAAAUAGGCAUAACAUUUUGCGUGGAAGAAGGCCAUCACUAUAUAGAAGAUCAUCAGCAAAGAAAAUUUAAACUGAUGCAGUAAAUACCUGGCCACUGGAAGAGAAGUGCCUCAAAGCAUCAAUGAACCAGUGAUCUCCAUGGACCUAAAUUAGCAUUUCUGAACUCUUCACACCAAUGCCAAUGUUUUAUAAAUCAUUUCAUGAAACAACUAAAGACCAUUUUUCUGCUUUUAUAAACCUCUAUUCUGAUUUAAAUUGUACAGAAUCUUGUAGAAAAUCCCAAAUCCAAAGAAAAGUGCACAGAUGUCUGUCAUUCACACACAGAUGUCACCAUGUGAUUUUCAGCUAGGUGCCUCCAUUCUAUUUGUCUAUCAGGGUACUGGCGCUACUUAGAGAUGUUUUAGUCUAGACAUCUCUUCAACUGACAGAUGUCUGCCCUAGAGUUGUUCUGUGCAAGAUCUCAUUUUGUUUUGGGAGUGCUCACUUCUUUCAACAAAGUUUUUACUUUAAACUUAUUUUAAUAUAAUGUAUUUACAAUGUAUUGAAUAAUGUCCAAUGUAUAAUGUAAACUUAUUUUAAUGGAAUGUAUUUACAGUGUAUUCAUUGUAAAUAAGAAUUAAACAUUUAUGUCCCAGUUACAGGAGAAUUCAAGUCCAGAUUAUGACUGUUUACAGAUAUUGAUGUUUCAAAAUAAGUAUUGGGUUUUUUGUGAAAUUUCACUCCUUAGGGUGCAUAUGAAUUUUUAUAUUUAUUCUUUAAAAAAUGCUUUUGGGCUUAUGUUUAGAAUUAGAAUUAGAAUUAGAUUUGUUUAGUAUAGAUGUAGUGGUAUAUUUUAUGCCUUCCAAAGUACUAAAGUAGGUGAUUAGUCUAGUCUUACUUCUGCACAUAGGAAUCUUUUAAAAGAAAAUGUAUAAAGGCUCAGGGGAGGUUGUCAGUCUUUUUUGCUUCAUUAUGAAGUAUAAGGAAGGUCUGAUUUGAUUUUUAUUUUGUUUCUGUUCUGUCUAAAGGAUCUAUUUCUGGUUAUCCCUUACAUUCAGAUUUCAGGAAAAAGAACAGGAGUACUUAUGGCACCUUAGAGACUAACAAAUUUAUUUGAGCAUAAGCUUUCGUUUCAGUUUGUGUCUGGAAUGCUCUGCGGUUACUGGAGAUCUCGGAUUAUGUUAUCACACUUUCUGAUAAAGUGGAACCUAAUUAAUUAAAGAGAAGUGAUUUUUUUUCAGACUCUAAAACUUUUUGGGUUUGCUAACACGUAUUUAACUUAAAUAAUUGAGAAAUACCUGGGGGAGAGGACAUCUUUGUUUACAAUUUGAUACCCUUACUCUUCAGUUAAUGGCUGAAGCAAAUUUUUAUAUCUCCAAGAGGUCUUGCAGCAAAAAGAGGGGAUACCAUACUUGGCAUUCCUGAUAUUUCCAAGGUAAAAAGUGAAAAAACACUUUUAGGCCUUCCUUACACAUCAUAAAAAGCAAAAAUAGGCUACAAUCUCAAUUUGACUUGAUGUUACCUCUUAGGAUUUUAUUAUUGAUCAUCUUAUUAAAAGUUGUUCAGCAGAUUUUUAUUUAGGGUAUUUCUGAAAUGUUGAAAUUGGGUAUAGAGCCUGGUAAAGCUUUUCAGCCAGCUAGCUACUGAGAACAAUCUAGGAAUUGCUAUUAUCUUGUCACACUUGCAUCAUAAUAGUUAACCCUGUCAGCAUUUCCAUUGUAAACCGUUAUUUCACUACACCUGGAGACUGGAAAACACCUGGAAUUCCUCUUUAUCCAGAAAUGGAGAUCAACCUGAUCAACAAUUGUGCAGACUUCCCAUGCUACUUUGCCAUUGUGCUUCGGGGCCUGUCUACGUGACUGCUACUCUGGAAUGAAUUAGGGUGUUAAUUUAAAGAUGAAUAGGUAUUCCAGAACGUAUUUUUGAUCUUACUGUGUGUUAAAGACCCAUGCAACCAAGUGACGAUAGAAACUUCUAUAAAAUGCUCAAACUAAACAAACUGGAAAACAUAGAAAAGACUAUAUUUGUCUUCUAGUCUGUCAGUUUGACAUGUAUGAUUUCUAUAACAAUAGCAGAGAUGUGAUAUUUAAGUUAAGUGUGGCCCUACAAUCAGGAAUAUUAACUGUUGUAAAGUUGCGAAAACACCAACUGUGUGAUCCCAUGACCCCCAGGACCAUUGGGUUUUAGUACAUAAAUAACUCAGUAUAGAUCUCUUGAAGGGUAACCAUUCUGAUCGCUUCUGCAGGAUCUUUAAGUCUACUAAAGAUAAAAUGUGGUGCUUGCUGCUAAUACAUAAGGUUUGUCAUUUUGGUAUGUGUAUUCAUUGCUACCCUUUUCCAGACAUUAAGAAAACUUUGCUUUCAGAUAUACUCCAGCUCCGUAUUAGCAUGCAAAAAGUGUUCAUAUUUUAAUGCACAUGCAAAUAACAUAGUAAAUACUUUAAACAUUUUCAUAAGGAAGGUUGUUGGUUUUAGGACCUCAGUAAUUUUACCAUUGAGUUGAAACUUUUGAAACCGUCUGUGUACUUGUGUUAGUUGUCAUGAGAGCAUGUGCAUCAUAUGUUCUUUUAUGAGGUGGAAAUCAUUAAAGAUACACCUCAACUCUGCCAUACAUUUCACAAUUUUUAAGAGAAAUGUUACAUCCAUUUGAUCUUUUUAAAGUUCUCAAGUUAAUUGAAACACACUCUUAGGGUUUUGAGCUACUUAGUUUUUCUUUAAAUAUACAUCUUAUUUGAAAUGCUGCCAUCUUGUUCUGCUGUGAAAAAUAUAAAAUUUAAGCUUUUAAUUUGUAUUUAAUUUAAAUUCCCAUUGAUUGUGUCACUAAGGGUGAAGAGGGAGCCUAUUAAUUUGCACAUCUUUGUUUGUGUCUAAAUUUCUACCUAUUUGCCAGAAUUGAUGUUUCUUUAUAGAUGGAGUGUAGGGAGGGAGAACAGCUGCAUAAAAUCUUGCCUCAUUGGGUUUCUUUUAAUCGGAAUCCUAAGAGCUUAAUGAUUUCAAUAAUUACUUCUAAAACUAGCUGCAGUUGUUGAAUUAAAUUGUAAUAAUUGUGUUACCUUGGGUCCAAUCAUGGAAAAGGACUGUGGAAGACCAAAUGGGAAGAAAUGUUGUGGUUCCACUUUGUGGGGAAUGAGUGGGUCGUUACCCUAUUGCUCUACGGCUAGGUGGGAGAAAAUAUGGCCAGUAGUAGAUUCAUCACUCUGAGAAUCUACUGGUCAAACACCUUUCAUGCCAUGGAGGAUCAAAACAGAAGCUGUGUUUGCUGCUGCUAUCCUGAAGCUGCUGUUGAGCAGGUCCACUAGUACUUUGCAGUUUGUGGGAGAAGAAUUCUAUCCCUACCACCAUACAGAAUCUCUUCACAAAGCUCAUUUCUGCAAGAAGGAACCUGCUAGUCCGGAAUGAACUGUUCCUCAUUUCCUUGAAUACAGCUAGCUCUGCGCUUCUUGGUAGUUUGCACUCUGGUCCCCUGUACCAGUCUGUCUCUAUCUUAUGGGUGAAAGAGAUCUGUACUACUGUGUAGAUCAUCAUGAUGGUAACACCUUUAAAGAGAGACAGACAGUGACAGAGGAUCUGUGGAUCUGACAUAGUCCCUUUCAUGGCUAGCUUUUUCUCUGUCUAUUGCCUGAACUCAUCCCCUGUCCCAAAGAAGUGUCUGUCUUCUGUUGCAAGCACCAUCUCUAAGCAGGCAAACUGACCGCUGUAACAUUCACAGGACCAAAACAGGAGAAGGGCUGAGAACUCCUUUUUCAUCCCAACUUAAACCCAUCAAUCCGCCUGCUGACCUCUGCAUUCCAGGAGGCCUUCUGGGACAUAAAAAGGUCCUCUUUUCCCUUCACCCAAUCUGCUGUUUCCUCACGAGCCAGGAAUAGGUAAAGAUACCUUCUGUAUAUUUUAGGAGACUUAGAAUACCCUACACCCUUCCUUUUGUCAAGAAUGUACAAGCAAAGGUCCAGGAAGCAACACUAUUCUCUCUACCCAUUGUGGGUGAAGCAGGAGGUUCUCGCACACACUGAGCAUCAGAAAAGAUGCAUCUUAAAGACCAUAAUGAGAACAUAAUUUGGUAACAAAUUACAUGUUUCCAGUAUACUGCUCUGUAAUGUGCUAAAAAUUACCAUAAUUAUGUUGUACAGUAGGGUCAUAGUGUGUCAAUAUAAUAUGAAACUUAGGCCCAGGAUUUAAUAUAGAAAUCCUUAUCUUUGUACACUAGUAUUUUAAACCUGAUUGCACUUUGUAUGUCUACCUUAAAAACCCACUAAUGCUUCAUUGAGAAUUUUGAAAAGUAUUGGAUUUUGAGACAAGUUUGGAUUUUGAGACAGUAUCAUAUUUUCAGUAUUUGUUUCCCUGUAUUUUUCACAAGAGGCAUUUGUUUAAAACAGGAUAACUAUUGCUCUGGGUCAACUUUUCUUACUGCUUAACCUCACAUGAAACCACAGUCAUUUGUUACAUUAGAAACAUUCAGCUCAUCGCAACCAGUGUAACCAAAGUGGUAUCAGACUGAAUUUGAGUUCAAAUGGAAAAAAGGACAUGAGGUGUAUGGGCUGCCAUCUUUUGCUGUAGUAGGAUCUUUUGGGGGAGAUGCUAUGGGUUGAGCUAUUGCCAAUGAAAGGUCAGGGUUAAUAAGCAGGGAUAUGUGGAGCAGCUGCCAAUCUGUUUCCUGUUCCUUCAGUAAAUGUUAUCCUCUGUGAACCAUUCUGCCUCCCCAGUUUUUCUUUCAAUUUGAUAUGACAAAUUUUUGCAUGUAAGCCUUGUUUUGAAGUGACAUAAGCUAAAUUCAAAAUAAUAGCUUUAUGAUUGUGAUUGCAAAUUAUUACCAACUCUCCACUCUCUAGUCACCUAUGUAAAAUGGUUGACAGUCUCAGCCUUGUUCCUACAGGUCAGGUGCCCACAUCACAAAACCACUAUUAUAUAUGGUAUUAGGAUGUGAUCUGCAAAGGGAUUUAAGCAUCUAACUCCCAUUGAUUUCAGUGGCAGUUAGGAGCCUAAAUACUUAUGAGGAUUUGGGCCUUCAUGGCUUCUCUCAUUGACAUUCUUGAUAGGAAGAUCAAGGAAUAAACGGACAUGAAGACUAAACUCAUCCUUAGCGGUGGUCCUUCCAGAACACAGGUGAGGCACAGCCAGUUGCCCAGGGAAUGUGGGGAAGCUUGCUGCACAUAUUUAUCCUGCUUUGUAGAUAAAGAAUUGCAUCUUCGGGCUUUUGAACCCCAACAUCUGAACUGAGCACUAAUUCAAUUUAAAAAAGAAAGCUUAAAAUAAUAUUUGUGAUUUAAUAUGAUUUGUUCUAUUUUCUUUUGUAGCAUUAAUAUUUGAAUAAUGUUACAACAUACUGUUUUAAGUGGACUAAUUUAUACAGAAAGUGGAAGAACCAGCAACAUAGAACAGUCCUGAGAUAAGACUGCUAACUCUGCUAAAAGCUCUUAUACACAUUAGCACAAAUGAAACCCUUAUGUAAUAAGCAAAUGAAGGAGAAACAGCUAAGGUAUAGAGGGAUAAUUGCUUAUAAACAUUGUCUUUUAGUGUUUUCCUUGCAACAUGUAAAGCACAUGCUGGUGGACUGCAUGUGACUGUUCCACUUUUAAGAUUCGGAAGUUCAAGAAUGCUUUAAAAAAUAUGUUUUAGAUCUUGUAUAACUUUUUUCAAAAUACCCCACUUCUUCCCCUAACCCCAUAUUCCAUGCCAAAAAAAGUACUUGCAGACUGAUAUUUUUAUUAUUUUCAUCCCAGAAUGGUGAUUUGUAGCCAAUUUAUAAAAUACCAUUGGGAAUACGUGCAUGAGGUUCCAUGCUAACUUCAGUUAGUUUUAAUGGGAGUUACCUAGCAAAAAGACCCUGAAUGCCCUCACAGAAAAUAGACUCUUCAAAGUUUACAUGGGAAAGGAUGACAGAAACUUAAGAUAUGGCUGUUUGAAAAAGCUGAGCAACACUGCAGGGAUGCAUUUUAAGACCUCCAGCCUGCUCUUAGCAACAUGAGCAUAUGAGGCCAAUGUCCACUUACUCUGUAAAAUUGGUGCUGGUGCAAAUGCAGUCAGUAAUCCAAAGUACAUAGUCAUGUAUUUCUGUAUAUUUCUAAGAACAGUUUUACACCCUAAAAUUGUUCUCCAUGCCACUAAUUCAACAGUAUUUACUUUCCUUCAGAGGACAAAUUUCAUCUAAGUGGGCUAAUUAUUUCUAGGAUGACUAGCCCAUCAACUAGGGCAGGGGUAGACAACCUAUGGCACGUGUGCCGAAGGUGGCACGUGAGCUGAUUUUCAGUGGCACUCAUGCUGCCCGGGU
Messenger RNA from Gopherus evgoodei (Goodes thornscrub tortoise), 10177 nucleotides. It is a transcript of the gene FBXL4, whose product is annotated as F-box and leucine rich repeat protein 4. The record is from RefSeq and is a predicted model, not a curated record. The transcript has 9 exons. Gene Ontology annotation, biological process: SCF-dependent proteasomal ubiquitin-dependent protein catabolic process. The coding region runs from base 723 to 2588 and encodes 621 amino acids. Gene Ontology annotation, cellular component: SCF ubiquitin ligase complex. Lineage: Eukaryota; Metazoa; Chordata; Testudines; Testudinidae. Gene Ontology annotation, molecular function: protein binding.